AUGAACUUCGUCGGUGAGCGUUUGUCGAUCUGCCGGGUGAAUGGCGAUAUACGGUCCCUGCGCGGCGCCCAACAUCCACCCAUCCACACCGUGCGAUACAAAAAGUCAAGAUGUUUCUACGACACUCGGAAAUCGACCGAAGCCCUAGAGGAAAGCUUAACCCGAGGUCGGUCCGACUUGUUCUUUUGGGAAUGCAGCUGUGCCGAUCAGGACCAGCUGAGUGGCCACUCUGGGUCUCAUGGGGCCACUUGGGGCCACCUGGGGAGUUGCUGGUGGAGCCUUCCUUCCUUCGUCACAACUCUAACGACGCCGCGUCUCCCCAAACCCCCAGGCACCAUCGAAUGUCGAUAA
Aspergillus melleus is the source of this 351-nucleotide messenger RNA. RefSeq lists its product as uncharacterized. The coding region runs from base 1 to 351 and encodes 116 amino acids. NCBI's taxonomy places the organism in Eukaryota, Fungi, Ascomycota, Eurotiomycetes, Eurotiales, Aspergillaceae. The transcript has a single exon. The record is from RefSeq and is a predicted model, not a curated record.